Cotesia congregata is the source of this 998-nucleotide messenger RNA. Lineage: Eukaryota; Metazoa; Arthropoda; Insecta; Hymenoptera; Braconidae. The record is from the annotation of a GenBank genome assembly.
AUUAUUGAAGAAAAUGAUAUUGUCAAUUUCUCUGUGGUUAUUGGUGGCAGUAUUGAUUCUUUGGAUACUGUUGGACCCAGUAAGCAGAAUAUCUCGUGCAAUAUUUGAAGUACUAAUUCCAUUGGUAAAUCAAAAACCAAUUGAUUUGAAAAAUAAAUUUGGCGAAUGGGCAGUGGUGACUGGCUCGACUGAUGGGAUUGGUAAAGCUUAUGCGAAAGAACUUGCCAAUCGUGGAUUCAAUUUAGUUCUUAUUAGUCGUAAUGCUGAAAGACUGGAAAAAACUAAAAGUGAAAUGUUAACAAUAAGUCCAAACAUACAAAUUAAAUUAAUUUCAGCAGACUUUUCUAAAGGAAGAGACGUUAGUGUUGAAAUAGAACCACAUUUGAGAGAUAUACCUGUUGGAAUUUUAGUCAAUAAUGUCGGAAAACAGUAUACAUACCCAAUGUAUGUGGGGGAAGUCCCGGAAGAUGAACUUUGGGACAUAAUAAAUGUGAAUAUUGGUGCUGCUACUUUAAUGACACGUAUAGUAAUACCAGGUAUGCAAAAAAGACAAAGAGGAGCAAUCGUCAACGUAUCAUCAGGGUCAGAAUUGCAGCCUCUGCCGCUAAUGACUGUUUAUGCCGCGACUAAAGUAUAUUUAAGAAGUUUCUCUGAAGCUCUAAGAGUCGAGUACAAUAAAUUCGGUAUUACGGUCCAGCAUUUAACGCCACUAUUUGUUAACACUAAAAUGAAUGCUUUUUCUCAUCGAUUGCAGGUAUCUACAGUCGCGGUACCGGAUGCAACAACUUACGCAAAGAAUGCUGUUGCAACUCUUGGAAAGAUCGACAGCAGUACGGGUUAUUGGGCUCACGGUAUACAAGCUUUUUUCACAUUGAUACCUCCUGUAUGGAUACGGACCAAAAUUGGUGAAAUGAUGAAUCAAACAUUCAGAAAGGAUUAUUUAAAGCAAAAAAAUCUUUGAACAAUGUAAAUAUACAUAUAUAAUUUAUAAUUUAUAA